This is a messenger RNA of Trichosporon asahii var. asahii CBS 2479, 1485 nucleotides long. RefSeq lists its product as uncharacterized. Lineage: Eukaryota; Fungi; Basidiomycota; Tremellomycetes; Trichosporonales; Trichosporonaceae. The record is from RefSeq and is a predicted model, not a curated record. The transcript has 2 exons. The coding region runs from base 1 to 1485 and encodes 494 amino acids.
AUGGACCUCGCAACAGUCAAAGCCAAAGUCAAGUCAUGGGAGAGGGCAUUUCGUGCAGAACAUGCACGUGAGCCGACCAAGGAAGAUGUAAAGAGGGAUCCCACCGACAUCGGGACGGCGUCCAGCAGAGAAGUCACCAAGUCCAAGCCCAAACGCUGUACUGAUGCCGUCGAUAAGCCCGCGCCGGCGAACGACUUUGCGACUCCUAGCAAGUCACGUACCAACUCCGCUCUCCAUCUUAGUCCCACCACACCGACUCCGCGUCGAUUAUUCGGCAACGCCGAUGCAGGACCGUCGAAGCGUGCAGCGGCUCCCGUGACACCAGGAAGAGACCACAAGCGACAGAAGUCUGGAUACACUGGCCCUGUCCAGGACCCGAACCCUUUCCGGACCCCUCAGAAAGCGCCACUACCUGCAGCAUCACCUUUCAGCGUGAAGAUCGAUACCGAGUCCCAGUUCAUUCACGCCGGAUCCCCACGUCGGCUUCGUGAGGUCUUGGAGGCGAACUCACUCAAGAAGACGCGUGAAAGGGAUGAGACGCCACGAACGAAAGCUCGCAAGCGGUUGGCCGGGGAGAUGGACGACUCGCCUUUCCGUGUCCGUAAGAGACGCGGGGAGGGUAGGAAGGCUGCUUCUGCUGCAGAGGACAAGGAGAACGGUGCGGGUCCCGAUGCUGGUGACGACGACGAUGACGAUGAAAUUGGAGAGACUCCGAUCAAGGGUGCAGCCUUUAGCCUUCUGGACGAUGCGACAUCAAAGCCGAGAGACCUGCUGCCGAUCUUCCAGAAAGCUAGGACCGUUGCCGCAGUUUCUACAAGGCCGACACCCCGCCGGCCGUCGCCAUCCCCUGCCCCACCGGACAGAGACUUGGAGAGCCCAACGCCAGGCGUUUCUGCUCCUGCCGACGAUUCCGACCCUGCGCCUCAACCCGAAUCUUCCCCGGGGCAUGCGCACGGUACCCAAACAGCAUCCCCCAGGUCCACUCGUGCUCGAGGUCGCGUCGUCGUUCUGGGAGAGGAAGACGAGUGGGACCCAGAAUCUGAUAGGCGUGUCGUCAAGAUCACGGGGACUCGACGUCCAACUGUCCGCGGGCCUUGGAGUGACGACGAGUUUGGAGACCACCCUGGCUUGUCACAAGUGGAUGACGAAGACGAGGAAGCUGAAGACGACGGACCCUGGGACGACGAUGACGACGGACUCGCCGAGACGCGAUCACUGGCUUCCCUCAGCCUCAGGUCGCCGGCUAUGCGCAAGGGCGAGAGGUUGGCUGACCUUCGCGUGCGGGCUCUCCUGGAUCCGACAUCGGCGGCGGCCACCGCUCUGAGAGCUCUGAACAAGGGUCAGGAUGUGUACGUGUCAGGCGAAGGCGUUGUUGGAGACGACGAAGAGAACAUUGAAGGCAUCAUAGAGAUUGGGGAGGGCGACGACGACUGGGAGAGCGACCCGGAGGGGUGGAAGGCUGUUGUCAGCGAAGAGGAGUGGUAA